Molecule: messenger RNA, 1814 nt
Organism: Fundulus heteroclitus (mummichog)
Lineage: Eukaryota; Metazoa; Chordata; Actinopteri; Cyprinodontiformes; Fundulidae
Product: phospholipid phosphatase 2
Exons: 6
Coding region: 256-1146 (296 amino acids)
Biological process (GO): signal transduction; phospholipid dephosphorylation; phospholipid metabolic process
Molecular function (GO): phosphatidate phosphatase activity
Source: RefSeq, a predicted model, not a curated record
GAGGCAGGACGAAAACACCUGAAGCAGUCCUUCCUACAAUCAGCCAGUCCGUGGUGAGCCAGUCAGGGAAAACAAUCUGUUUCAGACGGGCGGAAGCGCUUGUACUGAGGACAGCAGCCCGGAAGAACCAGCAGGUCGUUUUAACCACAAUAGAAUCUCCCCUUGAGUCUUUUUUCUUCUUCUUCUUUUUUAGUUAUUAAUAUUUAUUUCCGAGCACCAGGUGUUCCUCUCAUUCCAGCCUGCGUUUUUUUAACGAUGCGAUCUGGUUCGAAAAGCGGGCCAGCAUUUGAAGGAAAAAUGAAAAAGCUUAUCUUCAUCGCGGUGGAUGUUCUUUGCGUGUUCUUUGCGGCUCUGCCUUCAGCCAUCCUCACACUGAGAUUCAAACCUUAUGAGAGGCGGAUCUACUGCAAUGAUGACAGCAUCAAGUAUCCCUACAAAAAAGAUACCAUCUCCCAUGGAACCAUGGCUGCUGUCACCAUCACCUGCUCAAUAGUCAUUAUCACUACAGGAGAGGCCUAUCUGGUGCACACCAAUCGCCUGCAGUCCAACUCCUCAUUCAACCGGUACCUGUCCGCUCUCUACAAGGUGGUUGGCACCUUUCUGUUCGGGGCAGCGGUCAGCACGUCUCUGACUGACGUGGCAAAGUUUUUCAUCGGCCGGCCCCGUCCGCACUUCUUAGCCGUGUGCGCCCCGGUGAACUGCAGUAGCUACAUACCAGAAUUCCCCUGCACAGGCGACGAGCGCAACGUGGCGGAGUCCAGGCUAUCGUUUUACUCCGGUCACUCAUCAUUUGGGAUGUACUGCAUGCUCUUCCUGUCGCUCUAUGUCCAAGCCAGGAUGCAGGGGAAGUGGUUUAGGCUGGUCCGACCCACCAUCCAGUUCUUCCUGGUGACCUUUUCUUUAUACGUUGGAUACACGCGCGUUUCCGACUACAAACACCACUCUACUGACGUCCUGGUGGGACUGCUGCAAGGAGCGCUCAUCGCCGUGCUCACGGUUCGAUACGUGUCGGACUUCUUCAAGCAGCGGCCUCCGACCUCCGUCUGUUCUGAGGGCGGUGAGAGCGAACAGCUCGACUGUAAACCGAACCCACAACCUUCGGACUCGCAGCACGAGAACCAUAACAGCCGCUCUGGACUGGCAUGAGCAGCCGAGGAGUGCGCCGGUCCGAUCGCCGCCUAAGCUCCGACAGCAGCUCGGUUCCCCACAGGACUGUUUAUUUUUAAACCACAAAGAGAACCACGCAGAAAAACCUUGAGCUAUUUUACAACCAAGAAAACAAUGAUUCUUAAAAACCUGUUGGAAGAGAAACUUUAUGAGCGGUGUUGGGGAGGGUGUGUUUGCUGCCUUAAAAAAGUGUGUGUGUGUCUGUAUGCGCGCGCGCGUGUGUGGAUUUGUGCAACAUUGUACAACAUUAUAUGAUGUCUUCUCUUAAUGUAUCGGCUUUCAGAUUUGCGUCAGAGUGAAAGUUAAGGGAAAGUUCCUCCUCUUCGCCCGGGUGGCAAACCUUCGGCUGCAGAAUGCUCAGACGACGUCGCGGUCAAGGACGAAUGUUGCUACUUUUUAUAUACACUGCAGCAGAAUGUAUCGACACAUCCCACUCUUUUCUAUGCAUGUAUUUUUAUCCUGUCUCAAAGUAUGUGACUGACCACUUUUUAACUCACUCACUGCUAGCACUGCACAAACUGACCCGGCCUUUGAGAAUGUUAUCCUGCUUGAAACAGUUGUGUGUGUGAUGAAUGCUGUACCAUUUCAGGACUAACAGGUUGUCUAUGUAUGUGGUCAUUCUUGCAUCAAAAGAACUCGUUUUUUUU